Molecule: messenger RNA, 638 nt
Organism: Strongylus vulgaris
Lineage: Eukaryota; Metazoa; Nematoda; Chromadorea; Rhabditida; Strongylidae
Source: the annotation of a GenBank genome assembly
AUGACACGCUUCUUGAAAAAAUUACUUUUACAGAUUUCUCUUACCGAAGGUGGCUCAAAGCCUGCCAUUCUAACCCCUAUUCAGCUAGCUGUCAUUCUUGCUCUAUUUCGGCUUGAGCGACGAACUGAACAUUGUGACGAAUUGUUCUUGGAAAGAGCCGAUGCCUUUCUGGAUGCCAUUAUAAAUCAAAGGCGGUGCUGGUCAGUCCAGGCAGCUGCUCUUUUGGCCAGAUGUGACCUAGAGAGAAUGAAAAAUCGAAGGGUGGAAAGGGCAUGCGCACAGUCGGAGUUGAUUUGCAAGUUGAUGGAUGGUGAAGAUGAGACGCCUGAGGAUGUAAAAACAAAACGUUGUACAUUAGUUCUUGCCAGUGGUCUGGAACCUUUUUGGGAAGCUCGUGUUAUCCAUGCUGAAACUUUGCGGUCUCUCGGAUGUACGGCGGAAUCUUUGCUUAUAUACGAGAAGCUAGAACUGUGGGACAAUGUAAUAGACUGUUUCAAGCAGCUUGGUCAACUGGAAAAGGCUGAAGCUUUGAUUAGAAGGUUGUUGACAAAUCGUCCUGAUGAUUCUAUGCUUUAUUGUUACUUAGGCGAUAUCACUUUGGAAACAAGCUACUAUGAGACAGCUAUCAAGGUAUAAGU